Molecule: messenger RNA, 309 nt
Organism: Camellia sinensis
Lineage: Eukaryota; Viridiplantae; Streptophyta; Magnoliopsida; Ericales; Theaceae
Source: RefSeq, a predicted model, not a curated record
AUGUUGAGGUCUCUCGUUGGUCUAAAACUCUUAGGGAACAACCUCACGGGUUCAAUCCCUCCAUCUACAGGGAACUUGGUCAACUUAACCACUCUGUACUUGUAUGACAACCAACUUUCCGGAUCAAUCCCUCAAGAAGUUGGGAUGCUGAGAUCAAUCCCUCAAGAAGUUGGGAUGCUGAGGUCUCUCAUUGAUCUCGAACUCUCAGGGAACAACCUCACGGGUUCAAUCCCUACAUCUAUAGGGAACUUUUGCAACUUAACCACUCUAUACCUUUAUGACAACCAACUUUCCGGAUUAAUCCCUUAA